UGGUGUAUAAACUUUAUGGAAGAAAACCCCCCAAAAUUUCUGAAACAUCUCUUUGCAGGGCCACAACUGCAGCCAAUCCGAAGGACCAGUCAUCCCCGCUCCGAAACAAAGUUCCUGCUCUACUCAAAUACCAUUGAAGAAGGCUGCCUGAUCGAAUUUAACCAGUUUGAUACUCUUGAAAAAUGCCGUUUCAAUGCCUCUCUUCCUUUGGUGAUGAUAGUCCACGGAUGGUCGGUGGAUGGAAGGCUAGAAGGCUGGAUUUGGAAGCUGGCCGAAGCCCUGAAAUCCCAGCUGACACAAACAAAUGUGAUCAUCACUGAUUGGCUGGCCCUUGCUCAUGCGCACUACCCCAUUGCAGUGCAGAACACCCGAGACGUUGGCCAAGAAAUCGCUCGAUUCCUGGAAUGGCUGGAGGAAUCUGUCCAGUUCUCCAGAGGCAAUGCUCACCUGAUUGGGUACAGCCUUGGCGCUCACGUCUCUGGCUUUGCCGGCAGCUACAUUAGGGGUGCAAGGAAGAUUGGCAGAAUUACAGGCCUUGACCCGGCUGGCCCUCUCUUUGAAGGCAUGUCCCCAACAGACCGCUUAUCACCAGAUGAUGCAGACUUUGUCGAUGCCAUCCACACCUUCACCCAGCAGCAAAUGGGCCUCAGCGUUGGCAUCAAGCAGCCUGUUGCUCACUUUGACUUCUACCCCAAUGGAGGGACUUUUCAGCCUGGAUGCCACAUCAUGCAUGUCUAUAAUCACAUCGUGCAGUAUGGAAUUACAGGUCUGGCUCAGACCGUGAAGUGUGCGCACGAAAGGUCCGUCCACCUCUUCAUCGACUCCCUGUGGCACAACAACCAGCAUAUCAAGGGCUACUGGUGCAAAGACAUGCAGACCUUUGACAAGGGCCGGUGCCUCAGCUGCAGGGCAAAGAGGUGCAACAUCCUGGGCUACCAUAUUCGGAAGGAGAGGGUCCCUGGCAGCCGGCAGCUGUUCCUGAAGACACGAGCCCAGGUGCCUUUCAAAGUUCAUCACUAUCAGUUCAAGUUCCGUUUCAUCAACGAAUUCAAAGAGAGGCAAAUAGAUCCAACAUUCACAAUCUCACUGACAGGCAGCAAAGACAACGUUGAAAACCUCUCCAUCACUUUAGUCGAAGGCAUUAGGAAUAAAACAUACACUUUUCUUGUGCCUCUGGAAAUUGAUAUUGGUGAGCUGAUGAUGAUCAAGUUGAAGUGGGAAGGGAUUGCAAUUUGGGAAAACAUCUGGAACACUGUUCAAACAAUCAUCCCAUGGGGAAAGGGCGACCGCCGACUGGGACUCAUCAUGGAGACGAUACGAGUCAAGGCAGGCGAAACUCAACAGAAAAUGACAUUCUGCUCUCAAAGCCUUGACGAUUUACACCUCUAUCCAGGCCAGGAGAAAAUGUUUGUAAGAUGUGAAGUAAGCUCCCAGCGGCUCAGGUGAAGAUACAAAUAAGCAAGAUCCCGGAAAAACUGGCACUGCUCUUCAAUCACUUUCAAGCUGUACCUUUUCUUUGGGUUUUUAUUUCUUAACAUUUAUAAUUUUUAUGUAUAUAUCAUGGCUGGGCAGGGUGGGGUGGGGUCAUAGAAAACCCUGCUGGAUCCCAAAGUUAAAUUGUUUACAUUUAUCCCGAAUGUUGACUAAAGUGUGAAAGCAACUAAAUCAGCUGUUAAGUAGGCCAGAAUAUGCAUAUUUUAUAGAUGGUUAGACAGCAUGGAUUUUUCAUUAUCAACUCACUCAAUAAAGGGACAUACCAUUUUACACAAAAA
Podarcis muralis (Common wall lizard) is the source of this 1772-nucleotide messenger RNA. It is a transcript of the gene LIPC, whose product is annotated as lipase C, hepatic type. The record is from RefSeq and is a predicted model, not a curated record. Lineage: Eukaryota; Metazoa; Chordata; Lepidosauria; Squamata; Lacertidae. Gene Ontology annotation, biological process: lipid catabolic process. Gene Ontology annotation, molecular function: apolipoprotein binding; lipoprotein lipase activity.